GGCAGAGACCAGAAGAGGGCAGCAGCAAUCCCAGAGCUCUGGGAACAUGGGGAGAGGCUGUGGCUGCCCUCAACCUCCAUCGCUUAUCCUGCCCUGUCUGGGCAGGGCCUGGCUGGCACUGGGCUGGAGCCUCAAAUACCCCCUGCUCCUUCCCCUCUUCACCACCUUUGGGUAGGGGUUUAAGUAGCUUGUUAUCUCCCUCCAGCCUGCUUCCCCCCACCUGUGAAAAGCAGCUAAUUGCUUAAUUUAUGAGUCAUUAGGCUGGGAAUGAGUAGCUAACUGCCUUACUGACCAGUCAUUAAGCCACCCAUUGUUUUCCUCUUUAGUCCCUCCAUCUCUCUUCUCCAGUGUCCAGUAACAGUCCCCUUUCUAUAAAUGUAAUUUAUUUCUGGUGGAAAUAUUUUUCGUGUGUGUGUGUGUGGUGAAAUCAAUGUUUAUCAGUUUUUUUUUUUUUAAAUUGAAUCCUGCCAGGCCUAGGUAUGUUCCAACCAUCAACAUGCAUCACAUUGUCUACAGCCCCAGAGGAUGGGAUAGGAGAUGAGCAAAGCCAUUCCUUGGUCGUCUAGCACUGUUUUUCUAGUAUGUAGGCACCCUCUGUGCAGCCGUCCUUCAGGAAAGGUUGAGAGAAGUAGAUCUCGAAACAGCUUUAGCAGCGGCACCAACUAAUCGGAGGUUGCUGGAAGCAAGUAGCUGCAGUCCCAAGAGAAUCUCUUCUCCCAGGAACCAUGUACAGUAACAAAUGCACAGCUCCUCCAUUGCGUUGUGCAAGGCUGAUGCAGGUUUUGAAAUCGGAUGGAAGGAAGGGGAGGGUUGAAGGAGCUGCUCAGAAAGCAGGGGGGAGCAGUGUCAUAAGGAGAUGAGGAAAUGAAAACAGGAGUCAGCGUGUCCAGUAUAGAUCCUGUCACGGCAGCUGCAGCACCCUACAGCCGACAACAUGGCCAAGCACAAAGCCUGUCAGGAGCUAAGUGACUACCCACGGGAAGUGACUCUCUCCACCCUGAGGCUCCGAGUGCUGCCUCCUACUGUCUUGUGUGACACCUCGCUGGAAAGUCUAAACCUGGACCGCAACAAGCUGAAACGCAUCCCUGGGAUCUCUCAGCUCUGCAACUUGAAGAAGCUGAUAUUGUCCAAGAAUGAUAUUGCUGACUUUCCAGAGGAAAUCCGGAGUCUCGUCCAUCUGGAGAAGCUGGACCUGAAUCAGAACCAAAUUCGGGUCAUCCCGGAGGGGAUCUUUUCCUGUCUUCUUAAGCUGAAACACUUGCGGUUGAACAACAACCGUCUUAGUGACCUCCCCAAAGACCUGGCCACUUGUCAAGGCAGCCUCCAGUAUCUCAAUCUCUCCAACAACUUGUUCCAAGACAUCCCCCAGGCUGUCUUGAAACUGGCAAGUUUGCAGGACUUCUACAUACAAAAUAAUAUGCUGCACCAGCUGCCCGUUGGGCUGUUCACUGGGCGGCCACUGAAAAUGUUCAAAGCAAAUGGGAACCCUCUGAGGGAACCUCCCGGUGAAGUCUGCGCUGGGGGAAUCCAGCAGAUCCUGAGCUACUUCAGCCAGCUUCAGACAUGCCAGGCACAAGAGGACCGGAGGGUGAAGACUAUGUUCCUGGGGGCCUCGCUGGCAGGGAAAUCCACUAUCUGCAAGAGCCUGCAGCAGAGACGAGCAGUCCCAUUGUCUAAGGAAGCGCGGACCAUUGGGAUUGAGAUCAGCGAGUUCCGCAUUCAGGACUUCACGUUUCUUUUCUGGGACUUUGCUGGCCAGCUGGAGUACUACAUGACUCACCAUGUCUUCAUCACCCCCCAGGCCCUCGUCAUCCUAGUCAUUAACUUCCAGCAGUACCAGCUUAAUGACAAAGUCUUCAAGGAGCUUGUUGGUUUCUGGAUCAACAACCUCUUCAUGCGAAUCCCAAACUCAGUGGUCCUCCCAGUGGGAACUCAUAUAGACUGCUGUGAUGAGGGGGAAGUGGAGGCAAAGAAGCAGGAUGUCAUGAACAGGAUCCAGGCCAUGCUGGAGGAGAGGAGGACAAGUCUCAUCCACUUCAUCAACAAUCUGGAAGACAGCGAAGAGUCAGAAAUCUAUGUGGACCAGUGGAACAGACUGAAGGAAACGGAGAGCUGCACCUUAACUAUUUUAGAUCUGAUUUCCGUCAAUUGCACCGAUUACCAGGACAUUAAGAAACUAGAAGCUGCCAUUCUGGGACAUGUACGGAAUGAAGAAAUAUUCCCUAACGUUAUCAGAAUGCUGCCCCCGGUCUACAAGGAGGUGGAAGCUGCCAUUGUGGAUAUUGUGCAGAGCGAGGGGACAGCAGAACACAGCAUGAUGGACCUCAAUCUCUUACUCAGUGAACUUGCCCAGAGAGAGAACCUGACCGGCCUUGGCAGAGAACUUCUCCAAGACGUCCUGAGGUACCUCCACCACAUUGGACUGAUCAUAUGGUAUGAGGAAGUCAAGCAGAUGGAAAGCAUGGUCUUCCUCCGGCCAGCCUUUCUGAUAACCAUGUUCAAGAUCCUUGUUAGGUAUCACCUUGUGCAGCAGCUAGAGAGCAUCUCGGUGGACACACUGGUGGGGGAACACGCAACCAUCAGGGACCAAUCCAACUGGGUAUGGACAUUCAAGUCAAAGGCUAUGCUGUGCCAGCAGGCCAUGCGUGCCUUAGUCAAGCACCAGCUCCCCUUGGAAGGGAUGGAGGAUGUCUUUGAGGAGAUGAUGGGGCGCAAGUCCCAGAAAGGGAAGCUGUUCAGCCUCCUGGAGCACUUUGAGAUCUGCCUGGAGGUGAGGAACACCGAGAAGCUCAACCCAGCAGCCAGGGAGUUUGUGCCUGGGAAGCCGUGGGAAGUGACACAGGGCCACAGUGAGGCCUGUUACUUGUUUCCUAUGUAUCUCAACCACAGCAAGGACGUUUCUGAGGUGUGGGGAGGAGAUCAUGCAGAAGAUCUCCACCUACGGGCCUACUUCUCACCUGAAGUCCCAGAGAGCUUUUUCCAAAGACUCAUGGUGAAAGCUUGCUCCUUCUAUUCCGCCCACUGGGUCGCAAAGAUGAUGUGCCUGCUUGUGUGCAGUGGCAAGCCUUUGUUGAUCAAAGAGAACAACCAGAAGGGAUACAGUUAUAUUGAACUCCGCUGCAGAAAGCCGGCAGAAAGGAUAGAAUUCCGGAUUACAUGGGACUUAGUCAUGGCGAUCGUCUCCAUCAUCCGGAAGCUCUCGGAUGAGUGGCCUGGGCUCCAUAUAUGCUUGAAAACACCUUGUCGCACUGCGGUGUGUCCUGCAGAGUUUGUUUGGCCGGACCUGGAUGGCAAGUCCACAGUGACCAAGGAGGACAUUAAAACUUGUGGAACAUGUAGCCAUCAGUUUCGGACAGAGCUGCUUUUACCCAAAGUUUUGAGUGACGUGGAAGCUCCCCCUGCUCAGCCUGCUGCCCACUACUAUGUCACGAGCUAUGGAACGACAACCUUUGGCCCCAGCAAUGUCCACGUCAGUCGCCAGAACAUCUUGGAUGAAUAAUUGGGCCAGCCAAGGAAAGACUGCAUGGGGAGAAGACUGCCCUGUAGUCAAAGCCCUUGGUUCAUUCGGGACCAUGUCUCAUGCACCUUGUUCUGCAAGAUGUCUGCCUGUUUAAAGUGCAUGUCAAAGCUGAUUUUGCAAUAAACACUUUCCACCCAUAGCAGGAUUACAGACAUGUCAUUUUAUUUACACAAACGCAUGGAAAAAAUGCACAUGUUUAGCUAUGCUGUCAAUAUGGCAGAAAAAGCAAUGCUAAAAUAAUUCCCCCCCCAUGUCAGCAGCUGAUGUACAGGAGAGGUUUGCUCUAUGCAGAAUAGAUACAAGGUGGGGGAAAAAACCCCUCAGGUAUAAAUUAAAACUAUGUACAAAAACUAGCACACCAAGUGUGCUAUUGCAAUGAUUCUCCCUCAUUAGACAUCAUCAACAGGCUGUCAAAUGUGUGAUGCCUUCAGCAUCGUAUGAUGGAUCCAAAGCCAAGAGAGUCCCUUGAAAUGGUUUAUGCUGGACUUUGGAUUGAGGCCAUGUUUCUUCAAUUGAUUCCUGAUGUUCACUAUUGUCCCCCUCAGAGAGAGCCAUGAGUUCUAGGUCUGCCAACUUGAUGCUGGUCUUUUUUUUUCCUUGAGACCCAAUUCUGAUGUCAGUUAGCAGCUGAGACUACUCAGACUCAUGCAGAAUCUGGACUAGGCCUUCAGUGACUAUUAGCCACUUCCUGAUUAACAUCAUCAAAGGCCACUUCCGUAGAUAAUAUAAGCCUCCCUUGAUCUCCAUGGGGCUAUGUCAGUUGGAACCAGUUGAAGAAGGCCUUUUAUUCAAGUGUAUGGGAGAAAGCAAUAACUAAAACAAAUUUAUAAAAGUACAGUACCAAACUUUGUAUUUAUAACACAAUAUUGAUUUAGCACCUCAUGGUGUAGUGCAGAUGCUGAGCCAUGGGGUCUGAUGGCCUCGCCACAAAAAAGCUGGUGCUUUUAGUGUCCUUGUAUUUCUUCCAGUCCCUGGCCCAGAUCUUAACAGAAGGAUAAUAGAGGUGUAACUCAUACUCCAAAUUGGGUACAAAAAAGAAACUCCCUCUGUUUAGGAUAUUGAAGGUGCUCAAGUAAUUUAGGUGCUUUCUAACUAGAUAGCUUACAAAGUGAAUUUAGCUAAAUAGACCCUGCUGCUUCACAUCAAACCAUGCUGGCAUUUCAUGCUGACAGCUAACAGCCUGUCCCCACUACAGACUAAAAUACAGCAGUCUCCGCUGCACAGUUCAUGUCCGUAUAGAUGGUUGUCAACAACCAUGUAGUUGCACUGAGAUUUGACAAUCCCACAGCCCCUCUCUGUGCAAAAAAUGAGUUUCUAAACCAUGUUUGCAGUAGGGAGACUGUUUUACCUCCCAUCUCUGCAAAUAAGGACAACAUUGCUUUGCACCAGAGUAGAAAUUCUGCACCAGAGUAGAAGAGCUCCUCGUGCUGGACUGAUGCAAACGUGGCUGUGCAAUGUGGCCUGUAUGGACAGGUUAACACUAAUAUGCAUGGAGUUGAGGCAGGAUCUGCAAUAUAGCUAGGGCCUUUUGUUCAGAUAGAAAAAAUUGCUGUAGAACAUAUUUGGAACAGGGACACCAGUGACUGUGGGGUCUAGACUUGCUUAUAUCUGUUACCUACAGCCAUUGCAAACCUCCCAAGCCAAAUUCAGAGGACCUGGAGUGUCACUGGCUGCCUCUCUCACUAAAUCUCUCUAGAUUAUUAAUAGAGUUACAACCCAUCAGGGUGAAAACUACCUGCAGCUUAGGUAAGCAGUCAUCUCCCAAUAAAAGCAUUGGCUGGGCUGCAGGGACUGGAAGGACCACAUGGCUGUAUCGUGUCAUGAAAUAGGACAUCAUCAAAAAAACCUGAAACGACCCAUUAAACAUUUGAGUCGUGAAUACCCGCUCCUAGAAGAUCCUCCGCCCAGAGACAGAAGAGCUGCUGCUUUUCCAGAAGAGUUGAUGCAUGUGGCCAAUGAGGUAAGAAGCUGCUGUCAACCUUGCUCAGCUCACCUGUUCCUCUCCCACUUUCCCCUGUAGCUGUCCCUUUCCAUCUCUUCUUCCUACUUUUGAGGCAAGCAGCCCAAUUUCCAAGGUGCUUUGCAAGCUUUAGGGCUAAUUGUUUUUCCAUUUGUCAUGGACUCUAAACAGAUCAGAUUCUCUCCCCACCCCAGGAGCUUUUUUGUAUUCCUAACUGGAACAAGAUGGGUAACAGCAGCAGUUGGUGUAGAAAUGGGAUCCAUUCCUAGCCAGCUGGAAAAGAGCAGCUCUGGUGUCCCAGUCAGACAAGAGGAAGGCUGAGGCCAAUAGCUCAGGGGCUGAGCUAAGACCUCUAGCCCAUUAAGGAAUGUACAGGAAUAUAAAGGAAGGGACAGCACAGCUCUCAAGCCAGAGGCUUCUGACCAUGCAGAUAUGGGUCCCUUAAUUCAACCACUGAACAGAAACCCAGAAG
This is a messenger RNA of Alligator sinensis (Chinese alligator), 5952 nucleotides long. RefSeq names its product malignant fibrous histiocytoma-amplified sequence 1 homolog. The coding region runs from base 935 to 3499 and encodes 854 amino acids. The transcript is spliced from 11 exons. The record is from RefSeq and is a predicted model, not a curated record. NCBI's taxonomy places the organism in Eukaryota, Metazoa, Chordata, Crocodylia, Alligatoridae. Gene Ontology annotation, molecular function: protein binding.